This is a messenger RNA of Camponotus floridanus (Florida carpenter ant), 4522 nucleotides long. Its product is annotated as dipeptidyl aminopeptidase-like protein 6. The transcript is spliced from 13 exons. The coding region runs from base 858 to 3404 and encodes 848 amino acids. Gene Ontology annotation, biological process: proteolysis. NCBI's taxonomy places the organism in Eukaryota, Metazoa, Arthropoda, Insecta, Hymenoptera, Formicidae. Gene Ontology annotation, molecular function: dipeptidyl-peptidase activity; serine-type peptidase activity. The record is from RefSeq and is a predicted model, not a curated record.
GCCGAGGCUGCGGCGUAGCCUCAGUGUCGGCGCAGUGGCCGGGCCAUCGUGUCCUGCCUGUGCCCAGGUCUCCGUGUUCUCCUCUCCCCGUCUCUGAUCCUGUCGACAGUCAUACGGACUCUGCACGGUAUAUCGUCGUCGUCGCCGUCAUCAUCCAACAUUACGUCUCUUCCGAUCGCGAGGCUCUUCUUCCGUACCGUGUCCUGUCGCGCGUAUCUCUCUUCUUCAUCCCUCUUUCUUUCCCUAUCUCCGUCUCUCUUUCUUCCCCUUUCUCGGUCUUCUCUUCUCGUCGAGUCGAGGAUCGAACGAAUCGCGGAACGACGAACGGCGUAUCCGCGUAUCCGAUGAGAGCCGGCGCGUCGCGACGUGGUGCGACAUCCGGUCAAGUCGCCUUCUCGAAAAACGCGGCUUGACUCGCUGGCGCGGGAGAGUGUCGGUACAAUUAUUCGCGUUACGAACGAUACGCGGGGUGCGCGGCUACAAAGGAGUAUCGCAUAAGGUGUACACUACGGGGGUGAUAGUGGAACGAUACAAGUUGCUCGGAAUUAACGAACGGAGGACAUCCUUCACCGGGCAACAGCGGCCAGGAGGAUCGAGGUGAAGAGGUGGGAGCCAUGCCGCCCGGGCGAGCUUCCCUCGAGGCAGCCAGCAGGAUCGUUCAGCUACCGUUUCCCUAUCCUUCGAGGCUGCCUGCUCGUGUCGGUUUUUGUUGAGGUGAAGAACUGUGGAUUGGUGUAAUAAAACCUCGGCCCCAGGAGUAGCCCGGGGGUUACCCCGGGGACCUUGGGGAAGCGAUCGCGCGAGGACGAAGUGGCUGAGACCGACGAAGGAUACGGGAGGCGGAGGAGGAGGCCGCUAUGAACGCCAGCGUUAACGUUGAGAGGAACUCCUGGCGGCUGCCUCCCGAUGAGACCGUCCAGGUCGCCGAUCCCCGUUCAAAAUCAGCCCAGGAUUUAACGUAUGCGGAGGGCGGUCACAAUUGGCGGAGCAUAAUUUUCUCAUUGUUGGUCAUCGGCUUCGUUAUCGCUGGCAUCGUCACGGCAAUUUAUCUCCUCGGAUACGUUGAUGAGCUCUUAUAUUGGAGCGGCAGGCGUCUUACGUUGGACGAGUGCCUUCGUGAUGACCUGACACCACACAGGUUACCACCAACCUGGAUAUCUCACGAAAAGUUUGUCUACCAAGCUGAUGAUGGUUCCCUUACUCUCUUGGACACUCGCUACAAUAACGUGACCCUUUUAGUCUCUAAUCAUACACUUAGACAACUAAAUGUUCAAGGUUACGAGUGCAGUUCUGAUCUACGUUAUGUACUGUUCAGGCACAAUGUCAAACCGGUCUUUCGGAAUACUUUCACUGCUCACUACACCGUUUACGAUGUUACAAAUGACCAUCAUACGCCACUUCAUUUGCAAGCAUCGCGACGUAUACCACAAACGCGACUGCAACAUGCCACUUGGUUGGGCAACACAUCGAGUCUCCUCAUGAUCUCCGAAAACGACAUUUAUCUUAGAAUGGGGCCUGCGACAGAGGACAUUCGUCUGACCGAUACGGGUGUACCCGGAGUGAUUUACAACGGCGUCCCCGACUGGUUGUAUCAGGAAGAAGUGUUGCCGAAACCGCAAGCGACAUGGCCCAGUUCAGAUGGCACGCAUAUUCUUUACGCCACAUUCAACGAUACCAGAGUGAGCGCAUUGGAAUUUCCUUGGUUUGGUACGCAGCCAGGUCAAGACGGAACCGGUUCGAGUACUCUCGGCGUAUCCAAAUCCUUCCCGCCUUCCAGAUCAAUUAGAUAUCCGAGACCGGGUUCGCCCAAUCCAGAAGUCGAAUUGUGGGUGAUGGAUCUCGGGAAUAUGAGUUCGAAUUAUAGUGGCAUCGGAAACAUCACAACAUCAGCGAAAACGAGACUGAAGCCGCCGUCGACUUUGAACGGACAAGAUUAUUAUCUGAUAUCAGCCGGUUGGGUCGGCGAUAACGCUUCGCAAAUUGCUGUCGUCUGGAUGACAAGGAUGCAAAAUUUGUCGUUGAUAUCGGCCUGCCGCGCUCCUACGUGGGAAUGCGAAGAAACCCACUCGGAAAGAGCGCCCGAAGGGUUGUGGCUGGAUGCUCAACCGCAUCCUCUCUUUGCUCCGGAUGGCGAUAGCUUCUUAUUGCUGGCCACGGUACAGGAAGGCGACAAGGAGCAUUUCACACAUAUAAAGCACAUCACACUCACGCAACAGAGAAUAGCGGUACUCUCUCACGGUCGUUACGAGGUAAGCGAGAUCUUAGCAUGGGACACCAAGAAGCAUCUCGUGUACUAUUUAGGCACCAGAGAGAAAAGACCUGGUCAGAGACAUCUUUACGUGGUACGAGAUCCCACUGCGGAUGAUCCUCGUCAUUUCGAGCCGUUGUGCGUCACGUGUGAUCUUGGGGAAGCUCUUUGGAGCAGUAGGUUUUAUUACACGAAUUGCACGCAUUUCGGUGCUUCUGUCAGUCCACCGAUGGAUGUCGAUGGGCAAGGUUACUACGUGCUGUAUUGCGAGGGUCCCGGCCUUCCUCUUGCUGGCGUGCACAUGACGUCGUCGCACAGAAUGGUCCGCGUGUUAUACGACACGAGAAUCCAACGUGCGGGCAAACUUUCAGAACUGGCACUGCCUACCAGAAGGAACUUUGAGGUGCCAUUACCUCAAGGUUGGCGGGCGCAAGUGCAGCUAUUGUUACCUCCGUCGUGGCGGGAGGAGCUGAGGGAUGCGGCGUUCCCCGUGCUCGUUGAAGUAAACGGCCGUCCCGGUAGCGAGGCGGUCACCGAUAAAUUCCGGAUAGAUUGGGGAACGUACAUGUCGAGUCAUAAUGACAUUGUCUACGUGAGACUGGACGUACGCGGCGCCCGAGGUCAGGGGAAGAAGGAUUUGUUUAGAAAAAUAGGCGGUGUCGAGGUACAGGAUCAGCUUACCGUGUUAAAACAUCUUUUGAAGACGCAUAAAUAUCUCGACGUCACCAGAGUCGGCGUCUGGGGAUGGGGCUACGGUGGAUACGUGACCGCUAUGGUGCUCGGAAAUCAGGAGAAUGUCUUCAAGUGUGGCGUUGCGGUAAAUCCAAUUGCCGAUUGGAUGUAUUACAAUUCUGCAUUUACGGAACGAGUCCUCGGCGCUCCGGCUGAGAACUAUAAGGGUUACGUGGAAGCUGAUCUAACGCAACGAGCGAAAUUAGUACCUAGUCACAGCCUUUAUGUCCUUCAUGGUCUAGCUGACCUCACUGCGCCUUACAUGCACGGCGUUGCCUUCGCUAAGGCUCUGUCCGAAGCGGGAGUCAUCUUUAGAUAUCAGAGUUACGCGGACGAAGAUCACGCCCUGACGGGGGUGCUCGAACACGCUUAUCGUUCCAUGGAGGACUUCCUCGCCGAGUGCCUCGCCCUGGAUGCCUCCUAGUGCCUCAAGCCGAAAAAUUCUUUGUUGUCUCUAGUGCGCCUACUUCCGAUACAUCCAAAACGAACGUUGAAACGAACACUUGUUUUCGAAAUCACGGCAAUUACACUCGUGAGCAGGAUGACAUCCUGAAAAAAAGCCUGAAUCGUAAAAUAAAUCAGGCCGCUGAAUAAAAACGUGAAGCGAGAGAAAAGCAGAAACGCGGUCGUUUAUCCGAGAAGACUAUCCGUAAGAGAUAAAAGCAAUGGCGUAUAUGCGAAUUUACGCGGAAGAAAGAUGGGAAUCGACUCCAUUGAAAGAUUAAGGAGAAAGUGGCAUUUGUAACCGAGCAAUAUCGUUAUAAUGUGUGUAUUUCAUUCAUCUAGGGAUUUCUCUUGGAGAACUCAUCCAUUUUUCUCUCGGGACGCGCAGUCCUCAGUGAUAUAUAUAUGCAUCGCCAAGUCGCGAGGAAAUUUAGGAAUCCUGAAAGAUAUUUGAGGAAAACGAGAAACGAUAAAUCCUCUUUUCUGCUUGGCAGUAUUUUUGUAUAUUAUCGAACGACGUCUCUCGCGCUUUUCACGUAGAUUCGAUAUUCGAUAUAGUUCGAUAAUUCGUGAAAUAAUGUAAAUUGUUAUCGAACAUGAAUCUCUCAUUUGCAAAGAUUUGCAGUUUCGCGCGAGCGAUUUGUUCGAUAAUAAUGUAUCGUCGUGACGUCGAAGAGAUAAGCGCGCGUAUUUGCCGUGAAAUCGAUUUUGGGCAAAUUCCGAAAAGCGAAAGAAAAAGACGAAAUGCGUGUUCGAAAAGUGCAGACCGAAUUACUAUGUGCGGAGCUUAUCGACGGCUUGCAAAUUCCUGGACGUAACGACAGCACAGCAACGACAGGAAUGAGGUCGCGAAAUCGACGUCGAGCAAUUUGCAAGCUCGUCAUUAACGUUUUGCUGUGUUCCAAGUCCUAAGGGCGUUCAUAUAGAAAGAGCCUGAGAUUUCAUAGAGCGACUAAAGACGCGAUUAUUACGAUUCGAAUAAGAUUUUAACGUACAGAGCUUAUUGGAAGUCUGCAAACUUGCAUUUCUUUUUUGUAUCUCAUUUUUGCACGGAGUUUGUCAAAUUAUAGUACGUAUACACGCGCGAAAAACGUAUCU